Molecule: messenger RNA, 5306 nt
Organism: Nannospalax galili (Upper Galilee mountains blind mole rat)
Lineage: Eukaryota; Metazoa; Chordata; Mammalia; Rodentia; Spalacidae
Gene: Dsel
Product: dermatan sulfate epimerase like
Exons: 2
Coding region: 1385-5038 (1217 amino acids)
Molecular function (GO): chondroitin-glucuronate 5-epimerase activity; sulfotransferase activity
Source: RefSeq, a predicted model, not a curated record
UCCAGUCGCCUUUCUCGCGCUCCUCACUCAGGCCGAGCGGUCUCAGCUGGCACAGCCGAACGUCGCCGGGGAGGCAUCCGGGCUUCGGGACGCCGCGCGCGUCCGGAGACAGCGCCUAGAGAGCGCACGCCGCCGGCGGGUUGCCUCCCACGGACCGAGCUGUCCCCGCGAGCGCCUGGCGUUCCCCGAGGGCGGGCUUGUCGGGGUGCGGAGCGGGGCCGAGACCCGCACUGAGUAGAUCUUGCACUCUGAGGGGACCCCAAGCUGAGGAAAUCCCACACCCUGAGGUCCCCGCGCGCUGAAGAAACUGGCGCGUUGAGGAGAGCCCUGGACGCAGAACCCCGGGCGCUGAGCGACUAGGCACCGACGAGACCCGGCGCUCCGAGGAGACCCCGCGCUGACCAGACACGGUGCGCCGCUUCUGUCUGGGCGCAGGGCCCUGCGGCGGGGUGUUACGUCCCGCCCCGCCCGCCCGGUCCCCCGUCGGAGCAGUUUCUCGAACUCGCCACUUCAGCCCGCACUGUCGCCAGAGACCAGCCUGCUCGAGGAAGGGCUGUCAUGAGCGAGGAGCGGGCCCGGAGGGUCCCGGUGGCGGAGAGGGGAGCGCGCUGUGGCGGUUGGUAGACUCGGGAUCCGGGGAGCAGCGCCUAGGCGGCUGGAGCGGCCGUGGCAGGUGGGCGAUGAGCCGGCGGCCGGGCGUGUGGUCUGCCUGGCCUCCUGGGCUGGCGCAGAAGCCAGAAAAAGAAGAGACCGAGGCAGGAAUGCGCAUCUGUUUUCUCAGCCAUGAGGGACUUUGACCACCUGACAGUGCUGUCUUCUCCCAGAUGGAAGAAGAAAAUAGUCCCAAGCGGGGAAGGCGAAAGCUCAGAGAACAGGACACCUUGACACACUAGGUGAGGAGUGCAGUGCCUGGCACUGUGAGAAUGGCAGGACGCCAGCAUCAUUAUCAUAUUACACUGUGGUGAGUUGCCAGCCGGCCGUGGGCGGUUUCCUAUGCUGCCAGCUACCCAUGGCUUCAUUUCACUCUGGAAAGUUUUUAUUUUCUCUUUUUUAAAAAAAUAAAAUGCUUUUCCUGUUAAAUAGAUCCGUGUGAAAGAAGUAAAUGCUGAAUUCCUGUUUUGACUAUAUCCCUAUUCUCAACGCAUUAUGGAAUCAGUGGAGGCAUUGAUAGUCCUUGAACUUUGAUUUUUUUGAAAGCAAAAGUGUGCCAUAGCAGACAUGCCUUUUAAGGGUUCCCGGUAUACCAGUUGCCCAUGCUUUGAGUGAGCUGAAUGUCAACUGGAUUUCAUGGCAUACAAGACUUAAAUGCCAUUUUAUCAAGAUCCUUAAUGUGUAUUUUAUAUUAGCCAGAUGGGAACCACGUUAGAUCCUGUGUUCAUCGUGUAUGCCUAAGGAAAGCUCUUCCCCAUGGAUCAUGGCGGUAAUGUUUACAGGACAUUUCCUAUUUUUAACAUUGGUGGUGUUUCCUUUCUCUACUUGUGAAGAGUCUGUGAGCAAUUACUCUGAAUGGGCAGUUUUCACAGAGGAUAUCGAACAGUUUAAGACACAGAAAGUCCAAGAUUUAAGACUCAACCAAAAACUUCAUCCAAGAUUAUAUUUUGAUGCUGGAGAAAUACAAGCAAUGAGACAAAGAUCUCGUACGAGCCAUUUGCAUCUUUUUAGAGCGAUUAGAAAUGCAGUGACCAUUAUGCUUUCUAACCCAACAUACUACCUACCUCCACCCAAGCAUGUGGAUUUUGCUGCCAAGUGGAAUGAAAUAUAUGGUAAUAAUCUUCCUCCUUUAGCACUGUAUUGUUUGUUAAGCCCAGAAGACAAAGUUGCCUUUGAAUUUGUCUUAGAAUAUAUGGACAGAAUGGUUGGCUACAAAGACUGGCUUGUUGAGAAUGCACCAGGGGAUGAGGUUCCAGUUGGCCAUUCCUUAACAGGUUUUGCUACUGCCUUUGACUUUUUAUAUAACCUAUUAGAUAAUCAUCGAAAACAAAAAUACCUGGAAAAGAUAUGGAUUGUCACUGAGGAAAUGUAUGAAUAUUCCAAGAUUCGCUCAUGGGGGAAACAACUUCUUCAUAAUCACCAAGCUACUAAUAUGAUAGCAUUACUCAUAGGGGCCUUGGUUACUGGAGUUGAUAAAGGAUCUAAAGCAAACAUAUGGAAACAGGUUGUAGUGGAUGUCAUGGAAAAGACAAUGUUUCUAUUGAAUCAUGUUGUUGAUGGCUCCUUAGAUGAAGGUGUGGCCUAUGGAAGCUACACAUCAAAAUCAGUCACACAGUAUGUUUUUUUGGCACAGCGACAUUUUAACAUCAACAAUUUAGAUAAUAACUGGUUAAAAAUGCACUUCUGGUUUUAUUAUGGUACCCUUUUGCCAGGUUAUCAAAGAACUGUGGGUAUAGCAGAUUCCAAUUAUAAUUGGUUUUAUGGUCCAGAGAGCCAGCUAGUUUUCUUGGAUAAGUUCAUCUUAAAGAAUGGAGCUGGAAAUUGGUUAGCUCAGCAAAUUAGAAAGCACCGACCUAAAGAUGGACCAAUGGUUCCUUCCACGGCCCAGAGGUGGAGUACACUUCACACUGAAUACAUCUGGUAUGAUCCAAAACUCACCCCACAGCCUCCUGUCGAAUAUGGUACUGCAAAAAUGCACACAUUUCCUAACUGGGGUGUUGUGACCUAUGGGGCUGGGCUGCCAAACACUCAGACCAAUACCUUUGUGUCUUUUAAAUCUGGAAAACUGGGGGGACGGGCUGUGUAUGAUAUAGUUCACUUUCAGCCAUAUUCCUGGAUUGAUGGAUGGAGAAGUUUUAAUCCAGGACAUGAACAUCCAGAUCAGAAUUCAUUUACUUUUGCCCCAAAUGGGCAAGUAUUUGUUUCUGAAGCUUUAUAUGGACCAAAAUUGAGCCACCUUAACAAUGUAUUGGUGUUUGCCCCUUCACCAUCCAGCCAGUGUAAUAAGCCUUGGGAAGGUCAACUGGGAGAAUGUGCACAGUGGCUCAAGUGGACUGGAGAAGAGGUUGGUGAUGCAGCUGGGGAAAUUAUUACUGCUUCCCAGCAUGGAGAAAUGAUGUUUGUGAGUGGGGAAGCAGUGUCUGCUUAUUCUUCAGCAAUGAGACUAAAAAGUGUGUAUCGUGCUUUACUUCUCUUAAAUUCUCAAACUCUGCUUGUUGUUGAUCACAUUGAAAGGCAAGAAGCUUCCCCAAUAAAUUCCGUCAGUGCCUUCUUUCAUAACUUGGAUAUUGAUUUUAAAUACAUCCCAUAUAGGUUUAUGAAUAGGUAUAAUGGCGCCAUGAUGGAUGUGUGGGAUGCACAUUAUAAAAUGUUCUGGUUUGAUCAUCACGGUAACAGUCCUGUGGCUAAUAUACAGGAAGCAGAGCAAGCUGCUGAAUUUAAGAAAAGGUGGACUCAGUUUGUUAAUGUUACAUUUCAGAUGGAAUCCACAAUCACAAGAAUUGCAUAUGUCUUUUAUGGUCCAUAUGUCAAUGUUUCCAGCUGCAGAUUUAUUGACAGUUCUGAUUCUGGACUUCAAAUUUCUCUCAAUGUCAAUAAUACAGAACACAUUGUUUCUGUUGUAACUGACUACCAAAACCUGAAGAACAGAUUCAAUUACCUAGGAUUUGGUGGCUUUGCCAACGUGGCCGAUCAAGGCCAAAUAACCCAAUUUGGUUUAGGCACUCAAGCAAUAGUAAAAUCUGUAAGACAUGAAAAAACAGUUUUCCCCUUUGGGUUUAAAUUUAAUAUAGCUGUUGGAUUCAUUUUGUGUAUUAGUUUGGUUAUUUUAACAUUUCAGUGGCGGUUUUACCUUUCUUUUAGAAAGCUAAUGCGUUAUAUACUAAUACUUGUUAUUGCCUUGUGGUUUAUUGAGCUUCUGGAUGUGUGGAGCACUUGCACUCAGCCCAUCUGUACAAAAUGGACAAGGACUGAAGUCAAGGAAAGGGAGAAAGCCGUGACUUCUGAAAGGCAUCUUGUGGAUCUUCCUGAUGUUGUCAUUACCUCACUUCCUGGUUCAGGGGCUGAAAUUCUCAAACAGCUUUUUUUCAACAGUAGUGAUUUUCUCUACAUCAGAGUUCCUACAGCCUACAUUGACAUUCCAGAAACUGAAUUUGAAAUUGACUCAUUUGUAGAUGCCUGUGAAUGGAAAGUAUCAGAUAUCCACAGUGGGCAUUUUCGUCUACUUCGAGGGUGGCUGCUAUCUUUGGUCCAGGACACAAAACUACACUUGCAAAACAUCCAUCUACAUGAACCCAACAGGGGUAAACUGACUCAAUAUUUUACAGCUAAUAAGGACAAAAAAAGAAAAUUGAAAAGGAGGGAGUCUUUACCAGAGCAAAGAAGUAGAAUGAAAGGAGCCUUUGAUAGAGAUGCUGAAUAUAUAAGGGCUUUGCGGCGACACCUGGACUAUUACCCAAGUGCCCGUACUGUGCUCAGUUUAAGUAGUGGUAGCUGGACUUUGAAGCUUCAUUUUUUUCAGGAAGUUUUAGGAACCUCAAUGAGGGCAUUGUACAUAGUAAGAGACCCUCGAGCUUGGAUCUAUUCAAUGCUAUAUAGUAGCAAACCCAGUCUUUACACCUUGAAGAAUGUACCGGAGCACUUAGCAAAAUUAUUUAAGAUAGAGGAAGGUAAAAGCAAAUGUAAUUUAAAUUCAGGCUAUGCUUUUGAGUAUGAAUCACUGAAGAAAGAAUUAGAAAAAUCCCAAUCCAGUGCUGUCUCCUUAUUGUCUCAUUUGUGGCUAGCAAAUACUGCAGCAGCCUUGAGAAUAAAUACAGAUUUGCUGCCUACCAGCUACCAUCUGGUCAAGUUUGAAGAUAUUGUUCAUUUUCCUCAGAAGACUACUGAAAGGAUUUUUGCCUUUCUUGGAAUUCCUUUGUCUCCUGCUAGUUUAAACCAAAUACUGUUUGCCACUUCCACCAACCUUUUUUACCUCCCUUAUGAAAGGGAAAUAUCGCCAACUAAUACUAAUAUUUGGAAGCAAAACCUGCCGAGAGAUGAAAUUAAAGUAAUUGAAAACAUCUGCUGGACAUUAAUGGAUCGUCUAGGAUAUCCAAAGUUUAUGGACUAAAUGCUGCAGGUCAGCAGAAAUUUGCACUAAUAUUUCCCAAUCCACUUUUUGAAUAUUAACUAGAAAAAAUUUGUUUAUUCUUGUACGUGUGUGUGUGAAGAGUGUGUUCAAUCUAUUACUUGCACAGAGAGAUUAUUUUAAAAACAACACCAUAUUUGGCCUAGCAGGAUUUACUUUUAUGUUACCACUUUCCUUGCCUUUGUUUCUGAAAGUUUUCUGCUAAAGUCUUUGUGCUACAGAGAUAUAGAUAAAAUUAUGUUAUGGGGGU